AUGAAGAGCAAAGCCAAAGGGACUAUUCUGCCUCUGCGGCAGGCCGAAUUCGACGCCCUGCCGUAUUCAGUCCAGAGAAAGUACUUUUCAUCCCUGGAGCGUUUGCAGAUCGCCCAGCACGCCUCCGACGAGCCUACUACAUCAGGCCGCUCGUCCCAGGCCAGCACCGCUUCCAAAUCCCACCGGCCCUCGCUAUCUCUCGGCACCGGACGACGCAGACGCAAAUCCGAAAAGGCUGUGCACGCUCACGACAUCUCCCACAUUGACCUUGACUUCUUUCUCUCCUUGCCUGAAAAGGUACGCAAGCAGCAUUUUUCCCGCGAAGAGCAGGCCCUCCUCCAAGGCAGGCACGAACAGGCGUUCCUUCCCGACGACCAGGAUCCCGAGUGGGCACAACAACGCUUCAACGAUUUUCACUUCGACUUCUCCCACUCCACGCUCGACCUUCCGGAACGCGGCCGUUCACGACGUCGUUCAUCUUCGGCCUCUUCAACCGUCAGCCCUUCCCGCCCUACUUUCGGGCCUUCUUGUACAUCAAACACGGACAAGGACCGAAACACCCAUUUACUAUAUCUCGACACAAUGGCCACGCCCAUCUUCCAUCGGAGGGAAACCUCAACGGCAGACAUGAGACGAACCAUGUCCCUCACGUCGCACCCUGUCCGCCUUGGAUCUUCAUACAUGGCGGAUCCUCCACUCUUCAAUGCUCGGCCGAAUCGACUUCACCAGCGUGCCCACUCUUCUUCUCUCACAGGCCACAUUUCGCCAUCUACGCCGCCAACUCUCAUGAUCGACCCCGAAGCGACACACUACCAGGAUCCCGAGGCGAGGAAAAAGCUGCGCAUGUAUCUUGCAUCUCCUCAAAAGUUCGACGAAGCGAUUGAAUUCGGCUUCCCAUCGUCCGCUGGAAGCGACGCCGCUACACCCCACUUCCAGCUGCCACAGAUCGACAAUCAUGCUCGCAAGUUCAGCCGAGACAUGCACACCUUCCUUAGGGAUGGACAGCUGUCGUUCUUCGAAGACCAUCCAAAGGAGAACCAGGGACUGGAAUCUGAUGCCGGCUCUGUAGCCGACAUGGACUCACCUGCCACGCCCUCCAGCACCGGCCUGUCUUUCCGCAUGCACUCCCGCCAAAUCUCGCACCGCAAGUUCUCGGUCGAUUCGCCGGCUCCGUCGCCUGUCCACUCCGCCAAUGGGCAUUUUAAUCGCGAGAUGACGCUCCGUAUGACCUUGACCCGGCCCGAUUUACGAGCUGACGAAGAUCAACUGUAUGGCUGGCAAGGCUCAGGCUCAAGCUCAAGUCCCAAAACCUCGAAAGACGAUCCUCUGGCACUGGAAGACCUUGUCUUCACCGACGACAUGACCGGUACCAAGGGCGCCUUCUACGUUAAGCCUAAACCGCGCGGAAACCUCGUGAGCCGCCUACUGAAGCGUGCCAGCCUCAAGGCCACCAGUCGCUGA
Messenger RNA from Alternaria viburni, 1461 nucleotides. RefSeq lists its product as uncharacterized. The transcript has 2 exons. Lineage: Eukaryota; Fungi; Ascomycota; Dothideomycetes; Pleosporales; Pleosporaceae. Bases 1 to 1461 code for a protein of 486 amino acids. The record is from RefSeq and is a predicted model, not a curated record.